Spirometra erinaceieuropaei is the source of this 1195-nucleotide messenger RNA. NCBI's taxonomy places the organism in Eukaryota, Metazoa, Platyhelminthes, Cestoda, Diphyllobothriidea, Diphyllobothriidae. The record is from the annotation of a GenBank genome assembly.
AUGUACGGACUGGCUAAGUGGCUCUUCCGGCGUCUCAAGUUCCUGACCGCUGAGUCAGAUAACACGGUCUCUUCGUCGGCAGAAUUCCUGGAGAAACUCAAAGGGGUAAGCCUCCAUCCAAAUGAGAUCAUGGUAUCUUUUGAUUUUACAUCCCUUUUUACUUCUAUUCCCCAGGACCUGGCGAUCGAGACAAUCGAGCUGCUUCUACAUAGCAAAUACGAUGAAACGGAGAAUCAUCUUGGACGCGCCCAAAUCCUUCAGCUCCCGAAGUUCUGUCUCAGGACGUACUUCACGUUCGACGGGACAAUCUACGAACAGGUGAACGGCACACCAAUGGGUUCGCCGAUUUCGGGGUUCAUAGCCGAAGCUGUCCUGUAACUGUUAGAGUCGCUGGUCUUCCAACACCACAAACCGAAGUUCUGGGCCCGGUAUGUGGAUGAUACCUUCGUCGUCAUCGAACGGGAUCAGGUGUUGACAUUCCAAGAACAUCUCAACGCCGUCUUCCCAGACAUUCAAUUUACGAUGGAGGAGGAAGAGAACAACCAGCUGGCUUUCCUGGAUGUCCUCGUAUGCCGCAAGGAUUGUGGUGGACUAAAGACCAAAGUUUUCAGGAAAGCGACAAAGACGAAUCAAGUACUGAACUUCAACAGCAACCACCCAAUCAGCCACAAACGCAGUUGUGUAAGGACGCUCUAUCAGCGUGUCGAAACGUACUGCAGUGAGCCGGGAGACAAGAUUGCCGAACUAAAAUACCUCCGAUGGGUAUUCAAAGCCAAUGGUUAUCCGCGCAACUUCGUCAACCGAUGCAUACGCAAGAGGGACGAAAGGCCUAACCGCACGGACGCCAAAGUUUGGCGAGCGCUUCCAUAUGUGGAGAACGUUUCGGAAGCUGUUGGUCGCCUUCUCGCACCACUUGGGGUUGGAGUUGCACACAGACCGGAGGCAACCAUCAGGCGUCAGUUAAUGAAACCGAGAGACGCACUGCCACGGUAAGAAACGUCUGGAGUCCUUUAUCGGAUCUAGCGCAGUUGCGGACAAAGAAACUACGUCGGAGAAACUGAAAGACAUCUCCGAACGCGAAUGGCCGAACACGCUGCAGCGGUGCGGAGAAAUGACGCUAGAUCUGAAGUUGCAGUUCAUUCGAUGGGCUCCGGCCGCACAUUCAAAUUUGACGUGCAAUAAUCUUCCCAUUUAA